AUGGUAGAAUUUACCUCACCCGUCCUCAGUGAAGAGGAACGUGAAAGACGACGCGAAGCAUUGAGGCAAAAAGCUCGUGCCAUGAUACAGUCUCGGCCUUCCUCUGUCCUAAAGGAUAAGCAGGAACUGCAAAAACUUCAGGAAGAAAUGGAAAGGGCCUUGGCGGAGGAAGAGGAGGAAGAAGAAGAGAAUGAAGAACCGAAACCCAAGAAACCAGAGCCACUUCAAAUUCAAGUGAAACUACCCGGUGGUGAAAGUGUAGAUAUCAAGGUAGCACCUGAUGAUACUGUACCAGACAUUAAGGAAAUUUUGGAAGAUGACCAUGAUUUUCCUAUCGAAGAGCAAGAAUUGUUCAACAACGGCAAAGCUUUGGCCGAUAUGUACUCAGACUUGACGGAUUGCGGCAUUCAAGCUGGCGAUGUCCUUGAACUAAAUCCUCCACCUAUCGAGAUCUUUGUCCAAGCCCAAGAUGGAAAGAAAAUGUCCAUGAAAGUGAUGCCACAUAUUACCAUUGAUCAAUUGAAACAGCAAAUCCAAGAAGAGCACGGAAUUCAAGCCGAUCAAUUAAAACUAGAAUUCAAAGGAAAGUCAUUGCAUGAUUUGAGUGCGUCCCUAACGGUGGAUUGUGAGGUCUUACCCGGGGAUGUGAUUGAUCUUAAACCAGAAGACAUCACGGUACACAUUCAAUUGUACACUGGCCAAAAAUUGCCCGUCACCCUCCCCCCUACUACCAGUGUUGGUGAUCUGAAGAAGCAAGUUCAAGCUGCACACGGAAUUUCUGCCGAUGAGCAAGAAUUGGAGUUUGAUGGGAAGCCGUUGGACAACGAUUUGGCAAGCUUCGUCGAUUGUGGGAUUCAGAAGGAGGCUAUCAUUAAUAUGAAACCACCAGAUAUUAAGAUCUCUGUUGUCAAGCAUGAUGGCAAAAAAUGGUCGUUUGCGGUCAAACCAACCUUUUCUGUUGGAGAAUUGAAGCAGAUGAUCCAAGAGAAGCACGAAGUCCCGGUCGAAAAACAAGAAUUGGAAUUUGAAGGGAAAGAACUCGAUAAUGAUGCCGCAACACUGGAGAAGGAUUAUGGAAUCAAGGCACAAAGCAAAAUUGAUUUGAAACCUUUGGACAUGACAGUGUUUGUCGCCACUCAUGACGGCAAUAAGAUGGCGGUCACUGUCAAACCAACAUACAGCGUCGGACAGUUGACGCAAAUACUGAAAGACGAACAUGACAUUCCGAUCGAAAAGCAUUUCUUGGAAUUCAAGGGCAAAACGUUGGAGGAUCCGGAGGCAAUAUUGGAAAAGGAUUGUAAGGUUAAGCCUGAGAAAGUAAUUGAUUUGAAAUUCAAGGACAUUACUGUCGUAGCCCGAGACCAUGGCGGCGAAACGAUAUCUGUCGAAGUCUCUCCCCUCGGUAAUAUUUUUGAUUUGCAAAUGAAGUUACAGAUGGGGACAUUACUUGCACUGGAAGACCACUUUAUGAUGUUGGAAGGCAAGGCGCUUCCAGAAGAUGGCACUAUCAGCUUGUUGGAUUGUGGCAUUGUCGACGGAUCAGUCAUCGUAUUGGAUCCACGACCGGUUGCUAUUCGUAUCGAGAAUGUAGACGGAACAACGGUAGAAAUGACAAUCUCUCCAAAGGAAUCGGUCGAUGCUGUUCUAGAGAAGUUGGUUCAUGAGCACGGUAUUCCCGUCAAGGAGAAGAAUCAGACCUUAUAUCACGGUGACGAUCCGCUGGAUGACCCAAAUGCCGCUUUGGAAGCUUGCGGCGUUAAAGGUGGCGAGUUGUUGUUCCUGGACGAACCAGAUAUCAUCUUUGAUGUCAUUGUCAUGCCCGGCAGCAACGCCUCAUCGGUCCACAUGAAACCAUCCGAGGCACUGUACUACUUGAAGAAACAGAUCCAAGAGGAACAUGAUAUUCCUUUUAGGUCCCAAGGCCUAGCCAUUGAGGGAAAGGACGACCUAUCGGCAACAAAUCCGGAAUUGAGUUUGGAGGAAUGUGGAAUUGAAGAUGGGGACGUUGUGGUCGCGGAAAGUGUUCCGGACAUUGUGAUGGAAAUCCGAAUCAACGACACAGAUGGCAAGAAGAAGAAGGAACUGAUGUCCAUCAAGGUGAAACACUUUUAUACCGUCGAGAGCCUGCAGUUGCAGUUGCACGAGGACUUCAAAAUUCCCAAAGAGGAGCAGGUUUUGAAAUACGAAGAGAAAGAAUUGGAUGACCCUUUUCAAACUUUCAAGGCCUUGGGAAUUGGUGGCGGAAGCAUUAUUGAUUUGCACCCAUGGCAUAUCCAUGUCAAAACAGAAAAAAAUGAACUGCUCGCUGUUGUUCUUUCCUCUGAUGCUACUGUGGGCGACCUUCAGCAAAGGCUUGCGAUUGAUCACGAGAUUCCUAUUAAGAGGCAGGGUCUUUCUUACAAGGGAGAGACAAUCGACGUCGAUCCAGAAGCACCUUUGGACUCGACUGGAGUUAAGUUUGGCGUCAUUGUAGACCUCAAGAAACUGAAAAAGGACAAGAAGGUUGACGAUGCAGUGAAAUCUCCCAAGCCAAAGAAACGAGACUCCGUGUUGAAAUCUCCGAAGUCCAAGAAGCGAGAUUCCAAAUUGAAGUCUCCGAAGAAACCUCCGAAAUCCAAGAAACGAGAGUCCACUUCAAAGUCUUCCAAGAAGGAUAAGGCAGCAAAAUGA
This is a messenger RNA of Cylindrotheca closterium, 2670 nucleotides long. NCBI's taxonomy places the organism in Eukaryota, Bacillariophyta, Bacillariophyceae, Bacillariales, Bacillariaceae. The record is from the annotation of a GenBank genome assembly.